Molecule: messenger RNA, 605 nt
Organism: Culex pipiens pallens (northern house mosquito)
Lineage: Eukaryota; Metazoa; Arthropoda; Insecta; Diptera; Culicidae
Product: transcription elongation factor 1 homolog
Exons: 2
Coding region: 157-405 (82 amino acids)
Biological process (GO): transcription elongation by RNA polymerase II
Cellular component (GO): transcription elongation factor complex
Molecular function (GO): RNA polymerase II complex binding
Source: RefSeq, a predicted model, not a curated record
CAAACUGCGGAAAACCUACCGUCAUCUGCAUCAACUAUGGUUCCUCCUGUCAAAAUUUCCGACUGACAUUUUGCAAAGUCCAAAGCCAAACAAGCGUCGCAAAGUCGCGAUUUUAGCACCCAAAAAACCCUCCCCUCGCAACCAUCACAGUCCGCCAUGGGACGCAGGAAGUCGAAGAGAAAGCCCCCGCCGAAGCGCAAGAACAUCGAACCGCUCGACCAGCAGUUCAACUGCCCGUUCUGCAACCACGAAAAGUCGUGCGAGGUUAAGAUGGACAAGAGUCGAAACUCGGCCCGGAUCACCUGCCGGGUGUGCAUGGAGGACUACCAGACGACGAUCAACUUUCUGUCAGAGCCGGUGGACGUGUACAACGACUGGGUGGACGCGUGCGAGACCGCCAACUAGUCGGCCGACCGACUCGGAGGUGAAGGAGGAUUUACGAAAUCACUAACUUUUAAUAAUUCAACACUGGAUAAUAUUUAUGUCGUGAAGACGAGUAGACUAGCCGCUAGACAACCUCCCGAAACUUGAAUGGAGGAAGCAUUCUUUAGCAUAAGGAACUGUAAAGGUAAUUCUGGAAUAAAGUCAAUGUAAAUCUACAUCAA